AUGGAGUAUGAUAAUGAGAGACUAAAGUAUGAUGACGACAGACUGAAGCAUGAGGAUGAUGAACCGAAAUUGUACAGAAUGUCACCACCACCAGCUAAGAAACGAUGUCAGUCAAAUGAAGAGGAUAUUAGAGAAUUUAAGGAAUACUUGACUGAAAAGUUUGGCAUGAUUAAGAAGGAUGAUAAAGCUGUAUGCAUUUUCUGUUCUGACACAGUUGUUUGUAGAACUUCUUCUGUAAAGAGACAUUUUGAAAAUGUUCAUAAGAACUUAAGCCAUAAAACUGAGGAGGAACAAAGAGAAUUAAUUUCUCGUGAACUGAGCAAGACAAAAACACAAGCUGAAACUUUUAUGAAUUAUAUUUCAGGUAGGCCCAGUUCCAACUUAGUUGCUGCUAGUUUUGAAGUUUCAAAAGUUAUUGCCCAACACGGAAAGCCUCUCUGUGAUGGGGAGUAUAUUAAAGAAGCUUGGCUAGAAUGUGCACCAUUUCUUUUUGACAACUUUUCAGAAAAGAAAAAGAUUAUUCAGCGCAUUAAAGAUUUGCCUGUGAGUAGGAAAACAGUUAAGGAUAAGAUACUUAAGUUGGAAAGAAAUACAGCUGAACAAUUGAUAAAAGAUUUGUCUUCAUGCAAGUUUUUUUCUAUUUGUGUUGAUGAAAAGUACAGACAUUACAUCAUCAGCUAG
This is a messenger RNA of Procambarus clarkii (red swamp crayfish), 681 nucleotides long. Lineage: Eukaryota; Metazoa; Arthropoda; Malacostraca; Decapoda; Cambaridae. The record is from RefSeq and is a predicted model, not a curated record.